Protobothrops mucrosquamatus (brown spotted pit viper) is the source of this 506-nucleotide messenger RNA. Its product is annotated as glycerol-3-phosphate dehydrogenase 1-like protein. Gene Ontology annotation, biological process: carbohydrate metabolic process; glycerol-3-phosphate metabolic process. Gene Ontology annotation, cellular component: cytosol; glycerol-3-phosphate dehydrogenase (FAD) complex. NCBI's taxonomy places the organism in Eukaryota, Metazoa, Chordata, Lepidosauria, Squamata, Viperidae. The annotation marks the transcript as partial. The record is from RefSeq and is a predicted model, not a curated record. The transcript is spliced from 4 exons. Gene Ontology annotation, molecular function: glycerol-3-phosphate dehydrogenase [NAD(P)+] activity.
AAUUAAUGCAAACUUCAAAUUUCAGAAUUACUGUGGUGGAUGACUGUGACACCGUGGAGCUCUGUGGGGCCUUAAAGAACAUUGUGGCUGUUGGAGCUGGUUUCUGUGAUGGGCUGGGCUUUGGGGACAAUACCAAGGCAGCUGUGAUUCGCCUAGGCCUGAUGGAAAUGAUUGCCUUCGCUAAAAUCUUCUGCAAGGGCACAGUCACGAUAAAUACAUUUCUGGAAAGCUGUGGGGUUGCAGAUCUGAUUACCACAUGCUAUGGGGGACGUAACAGGAAGGUGGCUGAAGCAUUUGCACACGGUGGAAAAACAAUUGAACAGUUGGAAAAAGAAAUGCUGAAUGGACAGAAGCUACAAGGACCUCAAACAUCGGCUGAAGUCUAUAAGAUCCUGAAGCAGAAGAAUAUGGUUGACAAGUUUCCACUAUUCGUAAAUAUCUACCUAAUCUGCUACCAAGGAAAGUCAGUCAAAGAGUUCAUCGCUUGCCUGCAAAAGCAUCCGGAA